Oncorhynchus masou masou (cherry salmon) is the source of this 1239-nucleotide messenger RNA. Its product is annotated as opsin-5-like. Gene Ontology annotation, molecular function: G protein-coupled photoreceptor activity. Gene Ontology annotation, biological process: phototransduction; cellular response to light stimulus; G protein-coupled receptor signaling pathway. Gene Ontology annotation, cellular component: plasma membrane. Lineage: Eukaryota; Metazoa; Chordata; Actinopteri; Salmoniformes; Salmonidae. The coding region runs from base 175 to 1239 and encodes 354 amino acids. The transcript is spliced from 5 exons. The record is from RefSeq and is a predicted model, not a curated record.
GUGUGUGUGUGUGUGUGUGUGUGUGUGUGUGUGUGUGUGUGUGUGUGUGAUGUGCACAUCUGGGUGCAUAUGUGUGGGAGUCCAUUAUAGAGGAGGUAAAAUUCUAUCGCUGGCACCCUUUGGGGUGUGUGAAUACUGGUCCCUACUGGUCUGGUCUGUCUGUGGAAGAGGAGGAUGGAGGAGGACAACAAAUACAUGUCCAAACUGUCACCCACUGUGGACUACUGGGCAGGCAUGUACCUAGUGGUGAUAGCGGUGCUCUCAGUGCUGGGUAAUGCUGCGGUCCUACUGACCUCAGCACUGCGGCCGACUCACCUCAAGGCCCCGGAGCUCCUGACAGUCAACCUGGCUGUGACGGACAUCGGCAUGGCUCUCAGCAUGUACCCCCUAUCCAUUGCCUCGCUCUUCAACCACGCCUGGAUUGGAGGGAAUUCCUCCUGCCUCUACUAUGGCCUGAUGGGGAUGAUCUUCGGCACGGCCAGCAUCAUGACCCUGGCUGUCAUGGGUUUGGUACGAUACCUGGUGACAGGAAACCCACCUAAAACAGGCAACAAGUUCCAGCGUCGGACCAUCACCAUGGUGAUCAGUGUGAUCUGGCUGUACUCUGGGCUGUGGGCUGUGUUCCCUCUACUGGGAUGGGGUGGCUACGGACCGGAGCCCUUCGGGGUAGCCUGCUCCGUGGACUGGGCCAGUUACCAAGACUCCCUGAACCGUUCCACCUUCAUCAUGUCUCUGUCUAUCCUCUGCACCUUCAUCCCCUGCCUCGUCAUCCUCUUCUCCUAUUUCGGCAUAGCCUGGAAACUGCACAAGGCCUACCAGGCCAUCCAAAGCAGCGACUUCCACUACGGACACAUCGAGAGGAAGGUCACUCUGAUGGCAGUGUUGAUCAGCUCUGGGUUCAUCGUAGCCUGGUCUCCCUACGUGGUGCUCAGCUUUUGGAGUAUGUUCCACACCAAGGGGAAGGACAGCCUGGCCCCCGUGGUCUCCCUGCUGCCCUGCUUGUUCGCUAAAGGUUCCACGGCUUACAACCCUUUCAUCUACUACAUCUUCAGACGCUCCUUUAGACGCCAGCUCCAAGUCCUGAUCUGCUGCUCUGCCCAACCAGACUCACCUUCGUGUAGGGAGACAGGAGAGGGCAGGCAGAGUGUAAGGUCUGACCUACUACAGAGCUUUCCGGAUGAUAAGAAUAGAGCUCCCUUGGUGGGGAAGUUGGGGACUGCGAUGCUGGAAAGAGUCUGA